AUGAUACCUAAAAACAUGUUACUGAAACGUUCAUGUCCAAUGCUUUUGCAAAUUGCUGAAGCCCACCGAAAGCCUAGAUGGUUACCUGUAGCUAAAAGUAAAAUAUAUCGUAUUCCCAAAAGACCAAUAAUAUCCGAAGAAGAACGCCUUGAGCUAUUACGGAUAAAUAAUAAUUAUAAAACACAAAUGCGUGCAAUUCGACGUUUUUAUCACGAAGAAAUGAUUAAAGAAAAAUCAUCACUCGAGAGUGCUAGUUCCGAAAUGUCCCAGCGACUUGAGGCGGAAGAAUGGGAAAAGUGUGUACAAAUUAACGAAAAAUGGAAUAUUCAAGUUGCUGCAGAAAGAGAAGAAAGAAGGAAAGAGGAAUUGGCAGCAAUGGAAGAAUAUGCAUUUAAGAGAAUGGAAGCUAAGGACAGAGAAUUAGAAGUGAGAAUAGCUAAGGCAUCUGAAGAAAUUAAAAAACAAAAGGAGUUAAGUACAACAUUUAUCACUGCAGAGAACCUUGAAUCGGCAAUCGAUCAUGCUUUAGCUAACCCAGUGGAUUACAACUAUGCAAUUGAUUUAAAAGGCAAUAUAUUUACUGGUCGAGAGACACCUAUAGUCAAAGAAAAAAAUGUUAAAGAAGUUACUGCU
Brenthis ino (lesser marbled fritillary) is the source of this 633-nucleotide messenger RNA. Lineage: Eukaryota; Metazoa; Arthropoda; Insecta; Lepidoptera; Nymphalidae. The record is from the annotation of a GenBank genome assembly.